GGCUUUCCAAUUCGAAGCGUGGGCGCUUUUUGCUAUCAUUUUUAUUUGUGAAAUUGCAGUGAAAAAUAAAUAGUUCACACAUAUUUAUUCAGCAUGGAUGAUCGCGGCGUGCUGAGCCUUGUGAAGAAGGUGGUGCACUCGCUGGUGGUGUCCUCACCCGGGCGGAUGACGAUCGAGAAGCUGAUGCGCGAUUACCGCAGCGAAGAAGGCUGCAAUGUGCCCUACUUGCAGCUGGGAUUCCAGGACGCCGAAUCCUUCCUCCGAUCCAUCCCCGACACGGUCAAGGUGAUGGGCCACGGAUCCAUGGCCCUGAUAACAGCAGUCACCACCGACAAAUCAGCGCACAUACAGAAGUUAGUCCACGGCCAAAAGAAGCCCACCGGCAGGUCCAGAAAUCGACAUAAACCAAAGUAUUGCUACGCCUCCGAGCAAUCCGAUCUGGUCUUCAUAAACGAAAGCGUGCGGAAGAUGAGCUCCAAAUACGUACCGCCCCGAACUUACCAGCAACCCGUCAAGCAUCACAUUCCCGUUUCGUAUCCCAACUACAAUCGACUGCUGUAUUCCGGCCACACACCGAUUAUUGUCUACGAGAAUAUCGAUGCCAUGAUCCGCGCCGGUCAGCAGCAGGUGCUAUAUAGUUACAACACGCUGCAGUAUUAUCAGUAUCUUCUGUCGAUGGUUAAUUCAAAUAAUCCAUAUGCUUAUCCGCAGAAUAACCCAAGGCCGAGAGCGCAUAACUUUACACAGAAUGCAAAGCCUGCACCGUCAAAUGUUUUAAAUCAGACGCAGAACGUCCCGAAAGUGGAGCCCCCAAAAAAACAAAAUCGUCAGCAACAGAAUUUUUCAAGGCCCCAAACUCCUGUUGAGAAUAAGCAGCAAAAUCCACCUCAGGAGUUGAAGAAUGAAACCGAGGAAUUAGUGGAAGCUUUCGAAAACCUCUCAGUGAUCCCUGCUCCUCCAACUGGUUACCAAGAUAAUCAGGAAUACGAGAUAUACGAGACUGACGAGGAGAAAUUUGUAAAAGACCCAUUUAGCUCUGGAGAGGAAGAGCAGGCUCCUGUCAUCGAAAUUAAAGAUUCAGAGGAGGAGAAUGAGGCAGUGGUGCCCGAUUUUGAGCCCUUGUCAGAAUUCAAGGCUAAUCCCUCGCCCACGUCCGGAAUUUUGAAGAAUAUUGACAAGCUCCGAGAACCUCAAGAGUCCUUUUAUGAUUAUGAGUCUUCCGAUGAUGGGGACGAUGAAAAUGCUAUUCCAGCUUAUGCUGUGGACGAAAGAGUUUUAGGACUUGACUAUCCCACGGAUUCGGUUCGUUUUGACUUUAAGCUACCUGAGCGCGACAUUAGGACCAUUAUCCAGUUGGAAGAACGCAUUGAGGUGCAGUUGGUGAAGAUGGACAACCCACACAGCUUCAACUUUUGGAUUUAUAACGAAGAGUAUGAUGACUUAAAGGCCUUGACCGCCAAUAUGCAAAUGUUUUACGAAAGUCGUGAUUCGGAGAAGUACACCAUGCCGCUGUGCCUAAUAACCACAGAUCACCUGUGCGUCGUGCGCCACAACAUCUCGGGUGUGUGGGAAAGAGCCAAGGUAGUAAGUUACCGACCAAAUAACACAAGGAUGACUAUAGAAGUGGAGCUGGUCGACACUGGGAACUUCAUGUGUGUGAGCCACAAGGACGUCAAGUUUCUGCUGAAGGAGUUUGCAGUGCUGCCGGCGCAAGUAUUGGCCGGUCGAUUGGCUUAUAUUACUCAGUUGACGGCACCGGUCUGGUCGGCAGAGGCCGUUAAGUUCUUCUAUAACAUGUCUUCCUAUCGCAGACUUUACGCACAAGUCGAGGCUAUACAGAACAACACUGCCUAUCUUGUACUAAUAGAUCCGGACGCAGUGCCUGUUAUAAACUUGAAUAAGUCUCUGAUCGACUCCGGUUGGGUGCUUCGCAGCAUCACCGCUUAACUGUUUUUCCCUAUCAUUAUAAUUAAGCGUUCAAUCAUACUGACCAUUGAAAAUUACGUCUCGGCAUGGAGUGUCAAAUUGUUUUUUAUGUUUCCCAUUAUCAUGAUCAUUAAAACUCGUUAUCGUAUUAUUUUAAGGCAAA
Molecule: messenger RNA, 2089 nt
Organism: Drosophila biarmipes
Lineage: Eukaryota; Metazoa; Arthropoda; Insecta; Diptera; Drosophilidae
Gene: tej
Product: tudor domain-containing protein 7
Exons: 5
Coding region: 94-1947 (617 amino acids)
Biological process (GO): spermatogenesis
Source: RefSeq, a predicted model, not a curated record